Molecule: messenger RNA, 2839 nt
Organism: Purpureocillium takamizusanense
Lineage: Eukaryota; Fungi; Ascomycota; Sordariomycetes; Hypocreales; Ophiocordycipitaceae
Gene: IRS4
Product: Increased rDNA silencing protein
Exons: 1
Coding region: 164-2458 (764 amino acids)
Molecular function (GO): protein binding
Source: RefSeq, a predicted model, not a curated record
UGAGACUCUUUUGCUCCUCCAGUUUCCCCUCCUCUCCCCCCCACUCCCCCCUCUCUUCGACUUCGCCGACCCGUCCAACGAGCCUUUGAGCUUCCAUCCGACGCGUCCGGCCGUCCCUCGCCCUUGCCCCCAUGUCGCCGCCACGGCUCCCGUCUUCCCGGCGAUGAAUCCCGCGGGCGCAGCAGCAGCAGCAGCAGCACCGCCCUCGUCGCCCGCGUCCCCCGACAGCGCGACCUUGUCCGCCGCCACCGCCGCCCUCCGCGGCGCCUCACUCGCCUUCCGAAAGACAAGACCCGCCGCCGCGUCGCCGCCGUCCCUGCCGCGCGAUAGGAGGAGCCAUGCCGGCACCGCCGCCGCGCUCUCGGCUGCCACGGGGGCGGCAGCUUCUUCGGCUUCGGCCUUGGCCUCGGCCGCGGCGCCACGCUCGAGAUCCCCCCCUCGGCCCGGCAGCGCCCCUCGUCCACACGGUACGGGAGGCAGCUCGUCGGCAGAGAUAGAGGCUCCGCCGCCGGUGGCUCACCUACCGCCUCAAGGGCUGGUGGCGGCGCGUAUACACCAGCUUGGGGCUCCCGCCUCGCCGUCACCGCCAUCGUCGUCGGCGCCGCUAUCCGCUGCUGUCCAGGCGCAGAACCAUCUGCUUUACCAGCAGCAUCAUCCCCAGCCGCCGCCGCAGCUUCACUUCCAGGGUCCUGGCGACGGUAGAGCUAUCGAUCCUAAGAGCCCGAGCUUCAUUGCGGCGACGCUGGCCGCGAGCCGCAGCGUGAGCCCCGGACCCAAGAUGGCGGUCCCUGCCCUGCGCCGCAAGGCCAGCGCCGGCGCUGCAAGCACCCUAAGCGGCAGCAGCGACGCACCUGUCGACUCGGGGUCCAUUGCGCCGACGGGCUCGCUGAUAAACAUGUUCGAGCGGAGCAGAAGUGACUCGACCAAGGGGGCGUCUUCGCCGGGGAGCGUCGUUGUCGGGAGCGCAGAGGAGGCCCAACGGCUGGCCGUGGGAAGAUAUAUGGCUGCACCGCCGCGAACGCUCCCGAGCCCACACCCUCCGACCCCUCCGUUGGCGACCACCGUCAAGCCGAGUAAGAGCGAUGAGGCGACCCCGAGGCGCCCGCCCACUCCUCCGCCGCCCAUCACCGCGCAUAAGGCGACUGCUGUGUCACCUGUCGUGUCGCGACCGAAGGAGCAGCGGGCCGAGAGUCAGCCGGUUAACGCCAGGGGGCCUAUACCAAAGCCGAAGCCGAAGCCUCAGGAGCGACAACCAAGCCCGGCAGCUGCCGUCGAGCCCCCUAUGCGGCCCAGACCAGACCCGGUCGCCAAGCCGGCGAACCUGCCGGUCAAGCUGCCGAGGAUCCGCCCCCCAACGGAGCCGUCUGUUGUUCGCUCUACUCCCGAGGUGCUGUCGCCGACGCCCGUCAGACAUGUCAAGCCCAGCUUGACACCAACCGUCGUCCUGUCGCCUCAGGGACCUCGGGCAACUCCGCGGGUUUUAUCGUCCCUCUCGCCUUCUCCGGAUCCGCAGAAGCGCAGCCCAAUGGCCCAGGUCAGCCCGCGGCCGCCCACCCCGCCGAAACCGCGCGGCAGUCAGAGACUCGCCGCCCCGGAGCCAUCGAGCGACGUUAGGCGGCGUGCCAGCUCCCACGCGCCGAGAGUGCACCCGAGGACUGACAUUCGAGGGUCUCCGUCACCGCGUGGGUCUCAAGGGUCACUAGGGCUCGCGAUGAAGGGGCGUUUGACACCUCCGUCGCAGCCCAUGCGUCGGCUGUCGGUGGCUAGUGCGCCCUCCUCGCCGGCCAUGGACAUGCCUCGGCGCCAUGUCACCGGUUCUUCGCCAAGCAACCUUCAGCUGGACUCCCUCACCAGUGCCAUCAUGGCCGGCUCCCUGGCGUCCGCGCGCCUGACGCCACACAGCACGGGCUCGUCGAUGCCUCCACCGAGCCUACCGAAGCGGCAGAGGUCGCCGCGUCUGCUUCAGACGUUGCGGCAGCCGACGAACCAGCAUGACGAGGACUCGGAGCGCAACCAGCCAAAGGGUCACCGGCACAAGCUGCAGCGCGGCAAGCACAAGCACCACGAGGGCUCGCGGAAGCGAUGGCGCGAGGAGAUGACGCUCCGCGAGCGCAAGCGAUACGAGGCGGUUUGGGCGUCGAACCGCGGCAUGCUGCUUGACAAGGACAGCCCCAGGCAGAGCGGAGCCAGCGGGACGGAGCAAGACUUGUCGCAGUACGUGGCCAACGUGGUGGUCCGCGACAUCUGGAGGCGGUCGAGGCUGCCCGAGGAUGAGCUGGCCGAGGUUUGGGGCGUGGUGGACCGGGAGCGGCGCGGCAUGCUCAGCAAGCAGGAGUUUGUGGUGGGCAUGUGGCUCAUCGACCAGCGACUGCGGGGAAGAAAGAUACCGCAGAGGGUGACGGACAGCAUGUGGGGGAGCGCCAACGGGGUGAUGGUGAGGAAGCCCAAGGGAAAGUGAGGAUAGGUAGGGGGUUUGACGGAGGACGCACUGCCGUGCAACGCGGGACAUGGAUGGUGGAAUGGUGGACGAGGGAGGGCGAGUUGCGCGACGGUUGGCAGAGAUGACUUUUGCGGCGAGAUACCCCCUACUGUAGCAUUGCCCGUUUGCAUACAGUAUGCGCAUGUGCAUUACUUACUUGGUACUGUAUACCUAAUUGAUAGAAAUAGACUGCUUUUGUGUCGAGUAGAACGCCCGCCCGCCGCUAUAGCCAUGCCUGCCUGCCUGCCCUUUUGCGCACAUAUGAUGUGUGGGUUUUCCUCCCUAUCCUCCCUAUCCCUGACGUAGCACCUACUGGGCAAACACUCCUCCUGCCACUACCGACUCGAGACGUACUGGUCG